CUCGGGAAGAUCCAGCCCUGCGCGAGCGGGGCAGAGGCUGCGGGAAGGCCAGAGCCCUGCCCGAGCUCCCGGGGAAGGAUGUCUGCCUGCCUGCAGCAAGGCGUCCAGCCUAGGGAGGGCAAACCGCUCCCCUGCUCCUUCUCAAUCGAGAGCAUCCUAGGACCGGACCUGGAGAAAGACUGUGUCCCGUCCCUGAGGUUUCACAGGCCCUGGGCGGAUACCUGCAGCUCCUCGGGGAAAGAUGGUAACCUAUGUCUACCUGUCCCAAGUCUUCCCAAUGGGAUCUCAGUACCCGGAGUGGUGGAUCACCCAGCUACAGAAGAAAGGAUUUCAAAACACGAACAUUACCUUUCAACCUCAGAAAGACUGUCUUUGAAAAGAGAGAUGGGUUGGUAUAGAGGACGAAGACCAAGAACUGCUUUUACUCAGAACCAGAUUGAAGUAUUGGAAAAUGUCUUUAGAGUGAACUGCUAUCCUGGCAUUGAUAUCCGAGAAGACUUAGCUCAAAAAUUGAAUCUAGAGGAAGACAGAAUUCAGAUUUGGUUCCAAAACCGGCGGGCAAAGCUGAAAAGGUCCCACAGAGAAUCACAGUUUUUAAUGGCGAAAAAAAAAUUUCAACACAAAUCUCCUGGAAUAGAUAAAGGGAAACUAAACUUGUGAAACUGCCUUUCAAAUGCAGAACAUGAAGGAUCAAAGGAAAUACAAGUGUUUAAAAAUGUGAUGUUUUCUUUCUUGCAUUUAGUCUGAGUAUUGUCAUUUUUUCUGAAAAUAUAUUGUAAAGAACUAGGAUUGUAGUGUGAUACAUAUUAUAUGUGGGCACUUUUAAUUACACUAAAGACCUUUCUUAUAUAUUUUAAUAAACACUUUCAGAAAAAAGCAGCUAUUUUUUAAGUAAACAAAGU
This is a messenger RNA of Cavia porcellus (domestic guinea pig), 902 nucleotides long. RefSeq names its product HESX homeobox 1 (gene Hesx1). Gene Ontology annotation, biological process: regulation of transcription by RNA polymerase II; forebrain development; pituitary gland development. Gene Ontology annotation, molecular function: RNA polymerase II cis-regulatory region sequence-specific DNA binding; DNA-binding transcription repressor activity, RNA polymerase II-specific. The record is from RefSeq and is a predicted model, not a curated record. NCBI's taxonomy places the organism in Eukaryota, Metazoa, Chordata, Mammalia, Rodentia, Caviidae. The transcript is spliced from 4 exons. The coding region runs from base 79 to 660 and encodes 193 amino acids. Gene Ontology annotation, cellular component: nucleus.